Messenger RNA from Bipolaris zeicola 26-R-13, 1431 nucleotides. RefSeq lists its product as uncharacterized. NCBI's taxonomy places the organism in Eukaryota, Fungi, Ascomycota, Dothideomycetes, Pleosporales, Pleosporaceae. The transcript has 5 exons. The record is from RefSeq and is a predicted model, not a curated record. Gene Ontology annotation, molecular function: transmembrane transporter activity. Gene Ontology annotation, biological process: transmembrane transport. Gene Ontology annotation, cellular component: membrane. Bases 1 to 1431 code for a protein of 476 amino acids.
AUGAGCGUGGAUAAGAUGCAGGAUGAGAAGGUUGAGCGGAGUGGGAGUGAGGGGUUUGAAGAGGGGCUAAUGGAGGAUGCGAAGGCGACGAGUGGGUUGUUAUUUAAGAUGGAUUCUCGCAUCCUCCCGGUUCUUGCGCUGCUUUUCCUGUGCUCGUUUAUUGAUCGCACAAACGUGGGCAAUGCAAAGAUUUUGGGAUUGGAGAAGGAUCUUCACCUUACGGACCACCAGUAUGCUAUUGGUCUUUGCGUGUUUUACGCUACAUACAUUGCGAGUGAACUCCCGUCCAAUUUGGUGCUGAAAAAGGUAUCGCCAAAGAUAUGGUUGCCCUUUCUCACAGCCAUCUGGGGUAUUUUGACCAUGUGUUUGGGAUUUGUAACGAAUUUCGCGUCUUUUGCUACUGUUCGCGCGCUGCUUGGAAUCGCAGAAGGAGGCCUACUGCCUGGAAUGGUGCUAUAUCUCUCACACUUUUAUCGCCGACAGGAGCUCGCUCUACGGAUAGGCAUCUUCUACACUGCAGCCUCCCUCUCCGGUGCUUUUGGCGGACUCCUCGCUCGAGGCCUCAACGCUAUCGGUCCAGCAGGCGGACUCGAAGGCUGGAGAUGGAUCCUGAUAGUUGAGGGCUUGAUAACCGUUUUCGUCGGCGCAUGCUCCGCCAUCUUCCUCCCCAACUCAAUCGAAUCAGCCGGUUUCCUUACUCCCUCCGAAAAAGCCCACGCCCGGUUCCGACUCGGUGAAGCAUCCGCCUCGCACGAACGCUUCGACUGGGCCGAAAUCAAACGCGGCGUCUUCAACCUCCAAGUCUGGCUCACAGCCACGGCCUACUUCUCCAUCCUCUCAGGCCUCUACUCCUUCGGCCUCUUCCUCCCCACAAUCAUCAACAACGGCUUCGCCAAGGACCCCAAUAAAGCCCAGCUCUGGACCGUCAUUCCUUACGCCGUCGCUUCCGUCUUCACCGUCCUCGUCGCCAUUCUCUCCGACCGCCUCGCCCUCCGCGGCCCAGUCAUGCUGUGUACCCUCCCCAUUGCCAUCAUCGGCUACGGCGUCAUCAGCCAAUCGACAAACCCGAAAGUGCAGUACGGAAUGACGUUUCUCAUGGCUACAGGCAUGUUUUCAUCCGUCCCGUGUAUCCUCUCUUGGAACAGCAAUAAUUCUGCUGGCCACUACAAGCGUGCGACUACGUCGGCGCUGCAGCUUGCGAUUGCGAAUGCGGGUGGUUUCGUCGCGAGCUUUACGUAUCAGAAGAAUGAGAAGCCGCAUUUUCAUAAGAGUCAUAGCAUUAUGCUGGGAUUGCUAUGCGCGGCUUGGGUUUUGGUCGCAGCGAACGUGGCGUGGGUGUGGAAGAUUAACCGCGAUAAGGCGAGUGGGAAGUAUGCGGAGUUUGAAGGACGAGGAGAUGAUCGGGAUCCGGCGUUUAAGAUGGUGAUGUAG